AUGAGGUUUGUCACGACAGUUCUUUGGAUCAUUUCAACAUCAGUUCACCGCUAUACCCCAGGGGAUUGGAUGGAGAGUAUGGUGGAGGACGAGGAGGAUGAGGAGGACGAGGAGGACGAGGACCAAUACACUUUCGAAGAGCAUGUGCGUAGCAACUUAUGGCUAUCUGUGAAGCAAGAAUAUAGAAUCUUCUUGGAAAUGAAACGAAAUAGAAACUACACGUGGGAGGAGCCUCCGACACAGAAGCGUGUACGCUUAUAUAGCGAAUACGUACAUGCAGCCUCCAGCUGCUGCCAGGGCUGCACACGUCUGUGCAAGAAGCCAAUAAUAGUACCUGUGAAAGAGGAGGUCAUCAGUGACCAAGACCAAGUUUCCGAGAAGCAGAAGGAUUUAUACCCUUCCCGUCUGAUACUGCCCACCGAUGGGAUGGACGCCGUAACGAGGGAGCAGUAUUUGCUUGAGUUAUUCCUGGCUAUAUGCAGGAAUAAAUUUCCCAAAAGAAUUAAAGCCAUAGCUAAUGGAAUUAAUUCUAUUGCGGUCACGACUGCGUGA
Messenger RNA from Morchella sextelata, 552 nucleotides. RefSeq lists its product as uncharacterized. The record is from RefSeq and is a predicted model, not a curated record. The coding region runs from base 1 to 552 and encodes 183 amino acids. The transcript is spliced from 6 exons. Lineage: Eukaryota; Fungi; Ascomycota; Pezizomycetes; Pezizales; Morchellaceae.